Corticium candelabrum is the source of this 3075-nucleotide messenger RNA. Its product is annotated as complement C1q and tumor necrosis factor-related protein 9-like. The transcript has 25 exons. Gene Ontology annotation, biological process: immune response. Gene Ontology annotation, molecular function: tumor necrosis factor receptor binding. Gene Ontology annotation, cellular component: membrane; extracellular matrix. The record is from RefSeq and is a predicted model, not a curated record. The coding region runs from base 2010 to 2891 and encodes 293 amino acids. NCBI's taxonomy places the organism in Eukaryota, Metazoa, Porifera, Homoscleromorpha, Homosclerophorida, Plakinidae.
UAUCAACUUACAGGUUUCCAGAAGGAGAACGAGUGGAACUAAAGACAAACGUCGCGCCGGAGAGACUCAUCAACGUUGAAUACAGCUGAUUCGGGAACAAUUGGAGUCUGGCAGCGCGUCAGACAGAGUGUUGACUAGAAAUGUAGUCGCAUUCAUAACUUCCGUUCUACAGUCUACUAGUAGCUCUCAAUAAAGUUGGACAGGAAGUCCUCUUUCCUACAGAGGUUGGCAAAUACAUGCGAUGUGCCAGGAUACCAGCAUUGAAGGAAAACUAUGUGUAAAUGAAAGGACAUGACAGCAAGCAGACAAUAGGUGCAACAUUGCUGAUAUGAGUGGACAAGCAACUGGUAGUGUUGAUCAUCUUGGCAUUGUGCUUGCAGCCAUCGCAGUCUGUUGAUGUUGAGUGCAUUGGAAGCAAGGGAGAUCCGGGUGUUCCCGGAGUUUCUGGUCCUCCAGGAAAACAGCUAUGAGGCUGUUUGGUAGCUGUUUUAUGGAACAAAACAAACUGUCUGUAGCAGAAAGAUUAUUGAGAGAUCAUCCUGAUCUUGCACGUGGUCAGUUAACACUUGCUCAGUGUCUGCACCAUCAAGGUAAAGUAAGUGAAUCAAUCAAGCUGAUGAAGGAGUGUGUCGGGAUCUAUAAAUCAUCUUUUCAUCUUGAACAUCGUCAUGUGGCUGCAGCUGUUGGUCAACUUGGAUAUUAUUUACUGGUAGCUGGACAUUUGGAUGAAAGCAAAAAACAUUUGGAGAAUCUCUUGCCAUAGUCAGACAUUCACUACACAAGAAACAUCCUGAUACAGCAAUUGAGUGUGAUGAGAAAAGGGAAGAACAUUGAAGCAGAAAAACUUCAUCACAAAGAUCAAUAUUGCAACAACCCGCCAAUGUACACACUGUUAGUCGAUGUGCUGUCGGUCCCAGUUAUAGCAAAGUUCAAGAGAGAAACUCAUUGCUAGUUCGUCUUCCUGUUGGAAGUGAAGUUCCUUACACAUGAUGUACUUUCCGGUACAUAGAUACUACAGGUCAGACAGUUGAAGAGGUUCCAGGGGAAAGGCUGGAUAGUCAUACAAUAGAAACUGUUGCUCCUGCUUGGCCACAUGUUGAUCAAGUGGAGAUACACAUAUUUUCUUCAUGCACGUGGUCAAAUUCGUCAACCCGUGUGUAGAGGUGUUACCUCGUAUCGUCAAUGAUUGUGAGGGUGACAGAAGCAUGCUACCAGGAGUAGUAGAGCAAGGAACAGAGAAAAAACAUUCUUCAGUUCGGCCAUUCUGUGUUGCGAAGGAGGAGAUUGUCAAGUUACAGAUGUGACAAGUUAGACUUGCAAGCAAUUGUGUCUGAUUUACAGUUUCUUGAGGUUGGCAUGGAUGUCAGAAAUCAUUGAUAUGAGAUUGGUAUUCAUCUUGGAGUCGACUUAGAAGAGUUGUCUGAUUGUAAAGAGUGUUUCCCUCAUAACUUGGCUGCUCACCUCAUACAUGUCUUCUCACUGGAGAAAACGAGAGCAGAAAGCAACUAUUGCAAUACUCCUGGAAGCAUGCAGACAAGCAGGUGUCUGUGCAUGCAGCAGAGAAAGCAGUGAAGAAUGCACAAAAUCAAAAAAUGGUGUCAUUGACUCAAGGAUUUCCUAAUUGUUGCUAAUAACAUAUCCAUCUACUGUAUCACACUGACUGGCCUUACACUGAAGUCAGUCUCAUGCCAUCUAGCUGUGGGUGAGUGCAUAAUCAUACACGCGGGAGUGGCAAAAUUCUCGAGCUAAAUCGAUCUAUUGUAGACAGAGUGAGAGCCCAUCAGUAUGUAGUAAUGGGACGUCACCCCAUCUGAUAAACAUUUAUUUGUUAAUAUCAAAUAUGUUUGGUUUUGUAUUUACAGUAUUUUGUGUUAUGUGAACUGGAAAUUUUGUGUGUGUGUGUGUGCGUGUGUGUGCAUGCGCGCGCGCACUCUGGGAGGAAGUUCAUUACUGAGCUAUCUGUCUUUCAUCCUUGGCUUCCACCGGUCACUUCCCUGUCAACGAGCGACAUGAACAUUAUCGUCUUCGUUGCAAUUGUUUGCUGCUUUCUCCGCGUUGGAUCAUUAACUCCUAAAACUGGAGACUCUACAAACUCUGAAGAUCCAGAAGUUCAAGUCUGUCAACCGCUAAAGUCUUAUCUCAAACGAACUCAGAUGGUGCGUCUUGACAACGUGUCUGGUAUUGGCGGAAAAGGAGAGAAAGGAAGUCCAGGGAAAAAGGGUUCAAGAGGGCCCCAAGGCAUAAAAGGAUCAAAGGGAGAAAUCGGUAUCCAAGGUCCAGUAGGUCCUAGGGGUGAUCGUGGAUUACCCGGAGCAAAGGGAGAAGCCGGAGCAAAGGGAGAAGCCGGAGCAAAGGGAGAAGCCGGACCACAAGGCCGUCCCGGUCUAGAGGUGAGUGCAGGUGUGUUGCAACGCUAUUUUUCUGCAUUCAAGGGACUGGCAGAGAGGAUGAAGCAACUGGAGGAUUGGAAAGAAGAGUGGACAAAGAAUAGAAGAGUGCCUGUUGCAGCACAUCUUGUAGGAUCAUCAGGCAGUUAUUAUACUAUAUCAGGUGUGAUAACCUACUGGCAAACAAGAAGUCCAUCAUUCUUACUGGGUGCCAUCACAUACAGCAAUGGAGCUCUUACAAUUCCAUCUGAUGGUGUUUACUAUAUUUAUACACAUCUGUGGUUACAUGACUAUAGUGGCAGUACCAUGACACCUUACAUCAGAGUAAAUGGCAAUCGUGUUUUGAACAUUCGAAGCUACCAUCAUCAUACUGAAAACAAAACCAAGCACGCUGGUCUACUUCAGCUGCUGAAAAAAGGUGAUAGCGUUGACAUACAUGGUGGAGGACAUCAACACCACAUGGCCUCUACUCAUUCAGUUUUUGGUAUUUUUAAGAUCAACUAGAAGCAUGUUGUUGAGAAUGAGAAUGUCAAUUAAUCAAGUGAUAAGUGUGAGUGUCAAAUGACUCUCCAUGUGAUCAUGUUUAAUAGUAAUUGUAGUUGUGACUGUGUAUGUUGGACUGUAGUGUGACCAUUCAACCCCAAUUUUUGUUUGUUUCAUUUCUUUAUUAUAAGCAAUAAAUUUUCAU